This is a messenger RNA of Megalops cyprinoides (Indo-Pacific tarpon), 1404 nucleotides long. RefSeq names its product general transcription factor IIA, 1-like (gene gtf2a1l). Lineage: Eukaryota; Metazoa; Chordata; Actinopteri; Elopiformes; Megalopidae. The record is from RefSeq and is a predicted model, not a curated record. Bases 1 to 1404 code for a protein of 467 amino acids. Gene Ontology annotation, cellular component: transcription factor TFIIA complex. The transcript has 9 exons. Gene Ontology annotation, biological process: transcription by RNA polymerase II; transcription initiation at RNA polymerase II promoter.
AUGCUGUCAAGUUCGAACCCCGUGCCCAAGCUCUACCUCUCCAUCAUCGAGGAUGUGAUUGAGAGCAUGCGAGAGCUGUUUUUGGAUGAAGGGUUGGAGGAACGUGUGCUGGAAGACCUGAGACAGCUGUGGGAGUCCAAGGUCAUGCAGUCGAAAGCAGUGGAGGGCUUCAGGAAUGACACCCUCAAUCCAUCCAACUUUGUUCUGCAGCUCCCAGCAAACUAUGCCCAUACUCUCCAUAAACCCGCAGCCUCAAUAGUUAUUCCUGCGGGUCAAAACAUUCAGAACUUCACCACAAAGAACAGCACUGGUAGUCUUGCCACUUUUGCUCUUCCGCCUGGCGUGAGCUAUCCUGUUCAGAUCCCUGGGGGAGUGACUCUGCAGACCACCUCAGGUCAGCUGUACAAAGUCAGUGUCCCAGUGAUGGUGACCCAGGCCCCUGCAGGCCACCGUAUCCUUUCCCAGCCUGUGCGGCACCUUCUUGAGCAGAAGGAGGCACAGGCAUCCCAGGGAGCUGUACCCCCCACCAUCCUGCAGACCGUGGCCCCCCCGUUGACAGACCUGUACACACCCCCUGCACCUGCUGGGCUGCUUCAGCACCCCCCCGAGGUUCAGCAGCAGCAGGUCCUCCUGACCCAGAGCACCCCUCCCAACCCCCCCGCCGCACAGCCUCCCGUGAUCCUCCAGGCCCCGCAGCUGCCCCCGGACAGCCCCAGUGACAGUCUGUUCACUGGGGAUGGCAUCGAGUUCAGCCCACAGCCGCUGGAUAUGAGCCUGCCCAUGCCCCUCUCCGCCCAGCUGUCUGGCCUCCAGGCUCCGUCCUGCCAGAUGCCGGUGCUGGGGUCAGAGGUCAGCGUUCAAGGGGAGGAAGAAAUGCCUAAAGAGGAGGCAGGCGCUGUGGCAAAAGAGGCUGAAGGUGCCUCCCCUGAGGCUCCUGCAAAGCUGGAGGCGGGGCUGAUGCAUGACUACGGCUAUAAUGCGCUGGGGGACAUCGUGCAGCUGGACGGGCCGUGCGGCAGCAGCUCGGAGGAGGACGGGGGGGACGAGGGGGCGCCCGAUGGGGCUGUCGCUGGGGAGAACGAGUUCCUGGGCAUGAUCAGCGCGGAGGCCCUGAGGGCGCUGCAGGAGGGCGAGGACAGCUCGCCCGGGGGCAGCUCCGACAGCGACAGCGACAAGGCGGAAGAGCCGCUCGUGGAAGAGGAGGAGGACCCCCUGAACUCUGGGGAUGACGUCAGUGAGCAGGAUGUCCCAGACCUCUUUGACACAGACAACGUUGUGGUGUGUCAGUAUGACAAGAUUCAUCGCAGCAAGAACAGGUGGAAGUUCUACCUGAAGGAUGGGGUGAUGUGUCUUGGUGGAAAAGACUAUGUGUUCUCCAAAGCGGUGGGGGAGGCUGAGUGGUGA